Molecule: messenger RNA, 1287 nt
Organism: Caenorhabditis remanei
Lineage: Eukaryota; Metazoa; Nematoda; Chromadorea; Rhabditida; Rhabditidae
Exons: 10
Coding region: 1-1287 (428 amino acids)
Biological process (GO): innate immune response
Source: RefSeq, a predicted model, not a curated record
AUGCAUGCAGAACUUCAAUCUCAUAGAGGUGGUACCAUCUCCAAUGAUUCUGCUUCUGGUUCAUCAGCUCCCGGAACAAAUGAAGAAUCAAUUACUGUAGAAAUAAUUGACACCAACCCACCACCAGAGUUUGGAGUAGUAGACAAGCAACGUCACUUUGGAAUUCUCCGAUACACAGUGACCAAUCGAUUCCGUAAACUAAUGCUGAUCGCAUUAGUAAACCUAGUUGUUUUUGCUGCGUUUUUCCUAUUCUUCUUCUUUCUGAUUAUUCAUUUGGACAAAAAACAUAAAAACAUUUCUAUUGGUUCUACGUUACCAACACCAACGGCAGGACCUAUGAAUGAAAGCGCAAAUUGUUCUCCAAAAGAUGCGACGACGUUGAUAUUUGCAUAUUCGAAUGAUCUGACACCUGAUCAAGUUCUUAACACGUGGUACAAUCUCAAAGAGAACUUGCAAAGCUCAAAUUAUGAUAUAUAUUCAUACGGUCGAUUUGAUGUAAAUUCGGAUUUCAAGAAUCACGCUUAUUCCAGUAGCAUCGAGGAUAUUGAAAACGACAUUAAAAGUGAUCUCCCAAAUGCAGCAGAGUCCUUCCCGAGUUAUUAUAUUGGAAGCAAUAUUUUAUCGUGUAUUCAGUUAGUCUUCAAUAGUGAUAUAACCCGUUGCGGGGCAAAACUGUUGUUUUUGGUCAAACGUCUUCCUAAUGAUACCGAUGUCUCUGAUUUAGUGCCUUUACUGGAAAAAUUUCACGUUUCUAUCACGUUUGUGGUAUCCGAAAAACCUUCCGGUGGUAUGAAUCAACAGGUAUUGAACACGUUGGCAACAAAAACUAAUGGAUUAUGUAUAUUUGCGGAAGAUGAUAUGUUCCAGGAGACCCCAACUUGGUUACCAUCAAUAUGGCCUUUAUAUUUGGUUUAUUCAGUCAACGCAAUAGUCAGAUCAACCGGAUCUGUCAUUCUUCCUGUCUUUAAUGCUACAUUGGUCGGAGACUAUUACAUUUGCAUGACUCUACAGGACCAUGGAGACUUAGACAAAUUCAGAAUGGUUCAUUUGGAAUGGAAGAGCAGGGAAAUUUUAAAUUCAGGGUCAGGGUUUCUCGAAGAAACUUUGGGAUCACAUGCAGCCACAUAUGGAGAAACCACGUAUACCAAAAAAGGGCCGUUCACAUUAUAUGUUCUCCCUUAUAAUAUGACACUUGGAUUUGAGUAUUCGGAUUACGAAAUCAAUAUUCUUCAGAUCAGAAUAUACAGUGUUAGCGCCGUCGAUUUCUGGGUUCCAUACAUCAAUUGA